CAACGAAACCACUUUCUUCACAGUCGAUAUUUUACUUCUGAUAAUACGAACCUAUAUUUAAUAAUAGAUUUAUAUUUCAUCUAUGAUUAAACUUAGAAACAAGUUGAAUAUAUUUUAAUGCAAAUUAUACUCAGAAUGAUUCACUAUAAAUGUAGACAAGGUACUUAUCCAUCUAGCAAUAUAAGACGUUUCCAAAUACCUGAAGAAAAAGUGUCAUGGAAAAUUGAAUAUUCAGAAUAUAAGCCAGUUGAAUACACCGCUUCAAAUCUUACCGGGAAAUCAUGGGCAGACCCGGAAAUUGAUAACAUUUCGUUCAAACCAAAGUGGAACUCUAUUGACGGAAAGGUAAAUCGUAGAAGUUUUAUGGGUGACUAUGUUAUAAAUAAAGAUGGUUAUCCUUUAAAUCCCAUUGGUCGCACUGGAAUUAUUGGACGUGGUCUCUUAGGGCGAUGGGGACCAAAUCAUGCAGCAGAUCCAAUUGUAACCCGUUGGAAACAAGAUCUUGCAGGAAUGAUACAAAUAAAUAAGGAUACAAAAAAACCAAUUUUGCAGUUUGUUGCUAUACAAAGACAAGAUUCUGGAGAAUGGGCUAUUCCUGGUGGAAUGGUUGAUCCAGGUGAAACAGUCUCAGCAACUUUGAAAAGAGAGUUUAUGGAAGAAGCAAUGAAUUUUCUAGGAAAAGAUGAAACAGAAAAAGAAAAAUUAGAAAAAUCGAUGAGAACAUUUUUUGAAAAGGGAGAAGAAAUUUAUAAAGGAUAUGUAGAUGAUCCUAGAAAUACAGAUAAUGCUUGGAUGGAAACUGUAGCCUUAAAUUUUCAUGAUAAUAAUAAUAGUGUUAUUGGAAGCAUAACGUUAAUAGCUGGUGAUGAUGCACGUAAUGUGAAAUGGAUGGAUAUUGAUAAAAAUCUGAAUUUAUAUGCUAACCAUAGCGAGUUUAUCAGAAAAACAGUACAAAAACGUGAUGCACACUGGUGAAAAUAUUAUACUUUUAAUCAAUAAGACAUGCCUGAUUGUUUAACAAGAAUUUAUUCUUUUAUCGAAGAUUAAACAAAAUUAAUCAAAAAUACCUCAUAUAG
This is a messenger RNA of Eufriesea mexicana, 1076 nucleotides long. Its product is annotated as ADP-ribose pyrophosphatase, mitochondrial. The transcript has 2 exons. The record is from RefSeq and is a predicted model, not a curated record. Bases 118 to 975 code for a protein of 285 amino acids. Gene Ontology annotation, molecular function: ADP-ribose diphosphatase activity. Lineage: Eukaryota; Metazoa; Arthropoda; Insecta; Hymenoptera; Apidae.